AUACCUCACCAUUCUGCACAGUAAAUGGUUUCCACUUGGAAUUAGUUAAUGGAGAAAUAUUUUGGCUACUUUUGCUGAAGGGGUUUGCUUUGCUUGCAAGGUCGUUCAGAAAAAGCCCCCUGAACUUUGAACCAUAUCUGCAAAGUGAGAUAAACAAGAGCCAUAUAAAUACCACAGCCCUUUUCCCCACAGUGUUUUCUUCUGCAGUGGAGUUAGGCACAGCUGCCAAGGAGAGGGAGAGGAAAGGAUAAAGCCCAGCCAUGUGGGCAGGGCUGGGGCUAGUUCUGGCUCUCUGUCUCCUCCCAGGAGGAGGGACAGAGAUCCAGAACUGCAAGGAGGCCCCAGAAUGGCGUAUUGGGGAGGAGAACCCAAUGCUGAACUCUAGGGGCUCAGUGACAGUGGUGGCUCUCCUCCAAGCUAGCUGAUACUUGUGCCUGCUGCAGGCUUCCAGAUUGGAGGACCUGCGAGUGAAGUUAGAGAAUGAAGGACUGGUCAAUAUCUGGUAUAUGGUUGUCAACCAUAAGGGAACUUAUUCCCAGAGGAAAUUUCACCUACUGAAAGAAAGUGUUUCAGACCAUAUUACUGUCUACCAGCAAGAUGAAGAGCAAGCUGAUGUCUGGACUACCUUAAAUGGAAACAAAGAUGACUUUCUCAUCUAUGACAGAUGCGGCCGUCUAGUGUAUCACCUGGGUCUGCCCUAUUCCUUCCUGUCUUUCCAAUAUGUAGAAGAAUCUAUUAAGAUUGCAUACUGUGAAAACAAGUGUGGAAACUGCUCUUACACGGAACCUGAUAUUGGUGGUAUAUGUGAAAACAUCACUAGAAAAGCAGAGGAAAAGCUAGCAGAGCUAGAACCCAAACCAACUGGUCAACAUUCACAUCUCCACAACCUCCACAGACAUAGACAGCAGCACCACCAUCGCGAGGGCAGUCGUCAUUCCAAAAAUGAGAACCAUCAGGCUCCUUCUGAAACUCAAAGACAUCAUCCUCACAGCGGUCGGCGUCAUAGAGUCUUUGGCCAUAACAGACAUGAUCAGACAGGUAGUCAUGCACAGGUAGACACUGUUCCUCAAGGAGAAAGUGUGGAAAUUACACAAGAUAAAAAGCUAUGAAAAAAAGGGAAAAACAGCUGUAAAAACCAGUUAACUUGAAACUGGCAGACAGCAUCAGACUCAACUUCUAGUAGCUGAUGCUGUCAUUGUCGACACCUUUUGUUUGAAGAGCUAGGAAAUUCUGUCACUUGACAGUGUCGUGGAGCACUUCCAAAUUCUUGCAGGUGACAUGGCCAACUGUCAGCAGAGGACAUCACUGAAUCUUGACAGUGACGUCUGCUGACUGCUGCCUGACAGUCACCAGCAGCAGGAGCAAGUGAAACUAGUGACACCUGACAGUGACAGGAAAAGGCAAGAAACUGAGCCUGAGAAACAAACUAAGCACCUUAAAAAUGCAAGGGAGUCCUACUACCUAAAUUCAUAUAGUUGCGAGAGAGGAAAAAUGAUCAGAUUAAGUGGUUUUAUUGCCCCCAAUUAAAUAUUAUACUGACAGGUGUGUAGAGUUAAAAUAUUGCAAAGAACUAGACUUUUAGAGCAGUGCUCUUAGAAUUACACAAUACCUGUCAAAUUCCAUCAGUGAAAAGCUUCAUAAUUUAGAGGAAUUUAAUUGACCUGUAGUUUGUUUUUCAGUUGCACUGGAAAGGUGUUGGCAUUCUUGAUUAAUUUGUCUUUCUUGUUUCUCUUCUAACAUUCUGCUUGCAUUUGUGAGGGCAGGAGCAUAAACUAUGACCUAGGGGCUCCUGUCUGAUGUUUUGCAAUCAAGAAUAGAAGAUAACCAAAACAGAUAUUUUAAUCAUUUUUUUAUUAAGAACAUGGAAUAUAUUCAAAAGUUGGGGUUUUUUUUCCUAACCUAGGGAUACAAAUUAUGUACAAGAAAAGCUUAUUCCAAAGCAACGUGCCAAGAUAACUUUUUAUCUCAAAUGUAAGAUACAAGCAGUAAUUGCAUUAUUUUAAAGUAACAGAUUUAUAUACUUAACUUUUGUGGCUUAGAUAUAGUAUCAGGGCCCAUUAAUACAUAUUACUACAGCUUGUAAAAUCCCACUAAAUCAGUAAGAUUGUGCCUAAAGUGAGAAGCAGUGUUAACAACUCUCCAUGCAGAAUCAGUAUCAGUAUCAAAAAGAGGGAGGGGCAGAACAAAUUUAAUCUUGGUUUAAUGUUUAUCUUUGUUUAUAACAGUGCUGAAUUUGAUAAAUCUCUAUGGAUUAGUAAAAUAAGAUACCACUUAAACUUGUGUAACUUCUCUGUAGCUUAGCAUUCCUAACCUUUGAUUAACUGAGUUGAAGUAAAAAUAUAGUUGUUCGAAGGAUUCCUGGGUGAAUAAGAGAACAUUCAAGAAAGGAAAACUGCUUUGAAAGUGUACACCAUAAUUAAUGAUGGUUUAAUAGGGAAAUUAUUACUCCUACGAAACCUGAAUCUUUUUAUUGUGAAUGCUGAUUAGCAAGAAAGUAGCCAUGAAUAUACACAGAAUGCAUGCCUUUGGAAUAUUUGACAAGAGUGUUUUCAAUAAAAAAUAUUCCAUA
Molecule: messenger RNA, 2569 nt
Organism: Aquila chrysaetos chrysaetos
Lineage: Eukaryota; Metazoa; Chordata; Aves; Accipitriformes; Accipitridae
Gene: SELENOP
Product: selenoprotein P
Exons: 5
Biological process (GO): selenium compound metabolic process
Cellular component (GO): extracellular region
Molecular function (GO): selenium binding
Source: RefSeq, a predicted model, not a curated record